Phytophthora sojae is the source of this 1311-nucleotide messenger RNA. RefSeq lists its product as hypothetical. The transcript is spliced from 2 exons. Bases 1 to 1311 code for a protein of 436 amino acids. The record is from RefSeq and is a predicted model, not a curated record. Lineage: Eukaryota; Oomycota; Peronosporomycetes; Peronosporales; Peronosporaceae.
AUGGACGACCACUUCGACGUGGAGUGGCGCCAAGACGCGCUGGGCCUGCGCUUCACGCCCAACCAGAACGACCAGCCGGUGGUGUGCCAAGUGCCGCCCAACGCCUGCGCCGCCGUGCUGGCGUCUCCGCUGGCCGUGGGCGACGUGCUCGUGGCCUUCGACCUGCAGCAGUCCGAGGGCAUGCAGCCCGUCAAGGCCUUCGACCAGCUGGUGACGGUGCUGCGGCGCGCCAAGCUGCCGGUCACGCUGCGCUUCCAGUCGCGGGAGAAGGAGAUCCCGCCCAAGGUGGACGAGGCCGACGUGGCCCGCAGUUACGUGUUCAGCUGGCUGCCGCAGUCGCCUCUCGGCGUGUCGUUGGCCAUGGACCCGUGCUCGCUGCACGCCGCCGUCACGGCCAUCGACCCCAACAAGAUCUCGCCGGCCUUCCAGAACCUCAUGCCGGUGCUCGGCGACGUGCUGGUUGCUAUCGCCCCGGACAGCGACAACGGACCAGUGACGCGUCUCGACGAGAUGCGCUUCGAGGACAUCAUCCAGACGCUGCGCCAGUUCCCGCGGCCCUGCCGCCUCACCUUCGCGCGGCUUGCGGAGGAAGACUCGUCGGGCUCGGACGAAGAGAACCUGCUCUUCCCAUCCAGGCCCCUGGCGCCGAUCACGCGACCCAAGGCCACCUCGUCUUCGACCGACGGAGGCGAGGAAGCGACGGACAUUCUCCGCCCCCCGUUCCUCAUGCGACCGCAGACCCGCCCCAUGUCGCGCUCCAGAGCGGGUGUACCCCCUCCUACUCGGAAACUGAUCCCAAUCUCGAAACGCCAGAGCUUCCGCAUCGACAAGCCGAUUCCCGAUGGUAGGGCUCACUCUGGAUCUACCGCGUCCAAUGGCGGCCGAUCGCAUGCGGGUUCCACCGCCUCGAACGACGGCCGACCGCACUCCGGAUCGAAUGCAGAUGACCGCGGGUUCUACACCGUCGUGUACAGCGGUGGAGCGGUAGGCCUGACGCUGCGCGACUGCACGCAGGACGACAAGGGCUUGACCAAGAGCAAUGACAAGACCAACCGCACGAAUGGCUACACUGUGGCAAUCCGAACCGUGACGAACCCCAACUCCGCCCCCGGCCUGGAGAACGCGACGCCGGACGACCUGCUCAUGGCCAUCGGCCAGAAGGACCUGCAGCACAUGUCGUUCGACCAAGUUCGCGCUGAGCUCGGAGCGAUCCAGGGACCGACCCAACUUCUGUUCAAGAAGCGCAAGCGCGUCACUGCCAGCUCCUCGGGCGCUUCGCUGGUCGACACGUUGCUGCUCUUCCUCGUGUAA